AAAGAAGAAAGAAACCGCAAAUGGCAAAGACAGGCCUCCACAGGAAGUGGCAAAGGAAGCAGUUUUCAGGCAGCCUUCUAUCAUAUCUCCAGCUCUGGUGCAGUUCCCACGGAGCAAAGUAAACUCGCCUGAAUCCCAGGUGUCAUUUGCAGACAGUAAAACUAAACUGUCAAGGAAUUCAUACCGUUCAGUACUUGUUAUUUGGACCAGCUUAAGGAGUCUUUGACGUAUCAGAUCAACUGGCAACAGAAAAUGAAAAGUAGCGUGGCACAAAUAAAGCAUUCUUCUAGUCAUGACAGAAGGGAAAACUAUAAUUCAUAUCAGAGGACCUCCUCUCCAGAAGACAGAUACAUGGAACAAGAAAGAUCCCCUCGGGAUAGAGAUUACUUUGAUUACAGCAGGUCAGACUACGAGCAUUCAAGAAGGGGACGUUCUUAUGAUGAUAGCAUGGAGUCACGAAGUAGAGACCGAGAAAAACGCAGAGAAAGAGAUGUGGAUCGGAAAAGGUCCCGGAAAUCUCCAUCUCCUGGGAGAAGAAGCCCAGAACCAUUGGUAACCCAGAGUUCCUCUGCUCAGGAUGAACCUACUGCAAAGAAGAAGAAAGAGGAGCUGGAUCCUCUUCUUACUCGCACUGGUGGAGCAUAUAUUCCUCCUGCAAAGCUCAGGAUGAUGCAAGAACAGAUUACAGAUAAAAACAGCUUAGCAUACCAGAGGAUGAGCUGGGAAGCCCUAAAGAAGUCCAUCAAUGGUCUGAUCAACAAAGUCAACAUUUCCAAUAUUGGUAUUAUUAUUCAAGAACUUCUUCAAGAAAAUAUAGUUAGAGGAAGAGGCCUGCUAUCCAGAUCUGUUUUGCAAGCACAGAGUGCUUCUCCAAUCUUCACCCAUGUUUAUGCAGCAUUAGUGGCAAUUAUCAACUCAAAAUUUCCACAAAUUGGAGAAUUAAUCCUCAAAAGGCUAAUUCUUAAUUUUCGAAAAGGCUAUCGGAGAAAUGAUAAGCCACUUUGUCUGACGGCUUCAAAAUUUGUGGCACAUCUUAUUAACCAAAAUGUGGCUCAUGAAGUUUUAUGCUUAGAAAUGCUCACUUUGCUCCUGGAAAGACCAACAGAUGAUAGUGUUGAAGUAGCUAUUGGUUUUCUUAAGGAAUGUGGUCUCAAAUUAACACAAGUGUCACCAAGAGGAAUCAAUGCUAUAUUUGAACGCCUUCGAAACAUUCUCCAUGAGUCUGAAAUUGACAAAAGAGUUCAGUAUAUGAUUGAAGUGAUGUUUGCUGUAAGGAAGGAUGGAUUCAAGGACCACCCUGUUGUCCUAGAAGGACUUGACUUAGUUGAAGAAGAUGAUCAGUUCACCCAUAUGCUCCCUCUGGAAGAUGACUAUAAUCCAGAAGAUGUUCUUAAUGUUUUCAAGAUGGAUCCUAAUUUUAUGGAGAAUGAAGAGAAGUACAAAACUAUUAAGAAGGAAAUUCUUGAUGAAGGAGAUAGUGACUCAAACACAGACCAAGAUGCUGGGAGUAGUGAAGAGGAGGAGGAAGAAGAGGAGGAAGAGGGAGAAGAAGAUGAAGAAGGACAAACGGUGACUAUUCAUGACAAAACAGAAAUUAAUCUAGUCUCAUUUCGUCGUACAAUUUAUCUUGCUAUUCAGUCAAGUUUAGAUUUUGAAGAGUGUGCUCACAAGUUGCUGAAAAUGGAGUUUCCUGAAGGUCAAACAAAAGAACUCUGCAACAUGAUACUUGACUGCUGUGCCCAACAAAGGACAUAUGAGAAAUUUUUUGGCUUAUUAGCUGGGCGAUUUUGCAUGCUAAAAAAAGAAUACAUGGAAUCCUUUGAAAGUAUAUUCAAAGAACAAUAUGAUACCAUCCAUCGGUUGGAAACAAACAAAUUGAGAAAUGUUGCUAAGAUGUUUGCUCACCUCUUAUACACCGAUUCACUUCCAUGGAGCGUUCUUGAAUGCAUAAAGCUGAGUGAAGAAACCACUACGUCCUCCAGUAGAAUUUUUGUGAAAAUAUUUUUCCAAGAACUGUGUGAAUACAUGGGUCUUCCUAAACUUAAUGGAAGAUUAAAGGAUGAGUAA
Balaenoptera acutorostrata (minke whale) is the source of this 2067-nucleotide messenger RNA. RefSeq names its product CWC22 spliceosome associated protein homolog (gene CWC22). Gene Ontology annotation, molecular function: protein binding; RNA binding. The transcript is spliced from 17 exons. The record is from RefSeq and is a predicted model, not a curated record. NCBI's taxonomy places the organism in Eukaryota, Metazoa, Chordata, Mammalia, Artiodactyla, Balaenopteridae. Gene Ontology annotation, biological process: mRNA splicing, via spliceosome. Bases 253 to 2067 code for a protein of 604 amino acids. Gene Ontology annotation, cellular component: catalytic step 2 spliceosome.